Molecule: messenger RNA, 7794 nt
Organism: Aspergillus terreus NIH2624
Lineage: Eukaryota; Fungi; Ascomycota; Eurotiomycetes; Eurotiales; Aspergillaceae
Product: type I polyketide synthase
Exons: 4
Coding region: 1-7794 (2597 amino acids)
Biological process (GO): secondary metabolite biosynthetic process; fatty acid biosynthetic process
Molecular function (GO): oxidoreductase activity; fatty acid synthase activity; phosphopantetheine binding
Source: RefSeq, a predicted model, not a curated record
AUGUCUACCAUGACAGAAGGCCCACACGCACCCGUCGCCAUCGUCGGCAUGGGCUGUCGAUGGCCAGGAGGAGUCCGUGCUCCUCCCGCGCUGUGGGAGUUCCUCAAAAAUAAGGUCAACGGCUGGCGGGAGUUCGACGACCCGCGCUUCUCGACUCGGGGCUUCCACCACCCGAAUGCAGACCGGCCGGGUACGUUUUCCAUGCGCGGUGCGUUCCUGGCCGAUGAGGACGCCCGCCUGUUCGACCACGCUUUCUUCGGCAUGACGCGCCUCGAGGUCGAGACCAUGGAUCCGUCCCAGCGGAAGCUCCUCGAGGUGACGUAUGAAGCAUUGGAGAAUGGAGGCGAGACGUGGGAGAGUAUUUCGGGGACGCGGACGGGAGUGUUCGUGGGCAACUUCUGUCUCGAUCACUGGAUGAUCCAGUCCCGAGACUGGGAUAACCCGAGACCGUACGCGUUCACUGGUGCCGGCACCAGUAUUCUUGCCAAUCGGAUCAGUUACAUCUUCAAUCUCCAGGGGCCAAGUCUUACGGUCGACACCGCUUGCUCGUCAUCCAUGUAUGCCCUGCAAUUGGCAGUCAAUGCCAUUCGCGCUGGGGAUUGUGACUCGGCGAUUGUGGCGUCCGCAAACUGGAUUGCAGACCCGGGCGUGCAGAUUGCACUGGACAAGCUCGGCGCAUUGUCUGCCUCGUCGAGAUGUCACACCUUUGAUGCCCGCGCGGAAGGCUACGCCCGUGGGGAGGGCUUUGCGGCCAUCUAUCUGAAGAAGCCAUCUCUGGCGAUUGCGGAUCGAUCCCCGAUCCGUGCAAUGAUUCGAGGGGCGGCAAUUAAUUCCAACGGCCGGACCGGCGGAAUCACACGGCCGAGCACCGCGGGCCAGGAGGCCGUCAUCCGGGAAGCAUAUCGAAAUGCGGGCAAUCUGCCUUUCGCCGACACAAAUUACUUCGAAUGCCAUGGCACCGGCACGUAUGUCGGGGAUCCCAUUGAAGUGUCUGCCGUGGGAAAGGUGUUUGCGGGCGAGAGGGAGGCGGACAACCCAUUGCUGAUCGGUUCUGUGAAAAGCAACGUCGGACAUAGCGAGGGAGCCAGUGCCCUGGCAUCCAUCAUGAAGGUUGUGCUCUCUCUCGAGCGCGGGGCGAUUCCCCCUGUGUUUGAUCUCCAGACAUUGAACCCGAAUAUCGACUUCGAGGGGGCGCGGAUGAAGCCUGUAACCGAGGUGACCCCGUGGCCUGAGGGGCUGCGAAGAGCAAGCAUCAAUUCCUUCGGAUACGGCGGUGCCAAUGGGCAUGUCAUCAUUGAUCACGUCAACAAUGUGCUUCCGGACUAUGUGGCGCCAGGUGUCUUCAAGCAUUCAGCAAACCGCACGAGCAAUAGCCACAGCAAUGGGUAUUCAAAUGGGAAUGCCAACGCACAACCAAUGCACCAUAGUCCCAUCCUUGUGAGUCCAAAGUUGACCUCAACAGCCACCGCGGCGACGCGCCAACUAGUUGUCCUACCGUUCUCAGGCCACAAUCAGGCAUCAUUGGAUGCGAAUAUUGAUGCAUUAUCCAAGGUAAUCGACCAAUACCAGCUAGCAGACGUUGCCUACACCCUGGGAGCCCGACGUUCCAGACUAGCUCAACGAUCCUUCCGCGUUGUCGACAAGAACAACGUCGCUGAAGGCCUCAUGGUGGCGAGAAAGCCUGUGCGGGCGCCAUUACAGACGAGCAAAGUCGGGUUCAUUUUCACUGGUCAAGGAGCUCAGUGGCAGGCCAUGGGCGCGGGUUUGUUCGAGUACGGUGUGUUCCGGGAAUCGAUCCAGUAUCUUGACCAUGUCCUGGGUUCACUUCCUGACGCCCCUUCAUGGUCGCUGCAUGACAUCCUCGCUGGCCGCUGCGACGAGAAUUUGGUCCAGGCAGCCGAGGUCUCUCAGGCAGUAUGCACAGCCCUGCAGAUCGGCCUUGUCGACCUUCUGGCCUCAUGGUCCAUCAGGCCUUCGGGCGUUGCCGGUCAUUCGUCUGGUGAGAUUGCAGCAGCCUAUGCAUCAGGUCGAAUCACCGCCGCCGAGUCGAUCAUCGCGGCAUAUUUCCGGGGUCAAGCGGUGUCUAAAAAUACGCGACAAGGUGCCAUGUUGGCCGUCGGUCUCGGACCUGAACAGGUCGGACCAUAUGUAGCCGGUAAAGAAGAAGAGGUCAAGUUGGCGGCAAUCAACUCCCCAGGCAGCGUCACUCUAUCUGGAGAGGUUGGGGCAAUUGAUGCGAUUUCCGCCGCCCUGACGGCGGACAGUGUCUUCAAUCGCAAGCUGAAAACCGGGGGCAAUGCGUACCAUUCCCAUCACAUGCUCCCCCUUGGCCGUGAAUAUAUACAAAUGUUAGCCACUGGUAUGGAGCAUGUCCGAAAAUUUGGACUCCUGGAUGAGCAGAAACGCUAUCCGCACGUCCCCUGGGCGUCGUCCGUCACGCCCAGCAAGCUCACUACCGACCUCAAGGACGCGGCUUCAUACUGGAGAUCCAACCUGGAGUCUCCAGUCCUUUUCUCGCACGCAGUGACUAGGCUCAUGAAUAUGGAAGAUGUUCCGAUCCAUGUUUUCGUGGAAAUCGGGCCGCAUCCUGCGCUAAAGAGCCCGAUAGAACAGACACUGAAGACCCAGGGCAAGGCAGCUGCUUAUGCUUCGACUCUGAAUCGCCAGGAAGAUAAUCGGAUGUCAAUGCUCCAGCUCGCCGGGACUCUGUUUGGCUUGAACGCGAGCGUUGAUCUUGCGGCGGUCAAUGCGGUAGAUGGCAACCACGGUCGUCUAGAACACGGCCGCACGUGCAUUGAUCUUCCUCCGUACCAGUACACAUAUACAGGACUAAAUUACCACGAAAGCCGAGCAAGCAAGGAGUAUCGUUUGCGGUCGAUCCCCCGCCAUGACCUAUUGGGGUCCAAGGUUGUUGGCAAUGCAAAGCUCCGGCCGCAGUGGCGCAAUAUUCUCCGUCUGAAGGAUGUGCCAUGGUUAAGUGACCAUCGCCUAGUGCCAGAUGCUGUCCUACCGGGCGCUGCAUACAUGGCCAUGGCAGUGGAAGCCGCAUCCCGCAUCCACGAGGAGUUCCCCGAGCCGCCCAGGAUCAAGGGUUAUUCUCUCCUAGAUGUAGCCAUCAAGCGAAGCCUGACAAUUCCAGAGGAUGACUACGGGGUCGAAAUCCUCACCAGCAUGGAGCUUGUCGACGUCGCGACCGCCAAGUCUCCGGCAUGGGCAUCAUUCUCCAUUAGUUCGGUGGACCGAGAGACGGACCAAUGGGCCGAGCACUGCACUGGGCUGGUCAAGGUCGAGGUUGCAGAAGUCGAUCUGAUGCCCGGCGUUCAAGAUAUCGGAGACCCUCCCCGGCGAGCCGAUGCACAGGCUUGGUACAAGCGGUUUGCCGCCAUCGGCCUCGGGUAUGGCCCGGCCUUCCAGCCUCUGUCGUCCAUCCGCAGCGAUCCAGACCGACACUUGGCUGUCGCCAACCUUUCUCUGCAUACAACCUCUGGGCUCAUCAAGGGCGGCGAGUCAAAGUAUCCUCUGCACCCAGCAUCAUUAGAUGGCGCCAUUCAGCUGGGGCUGAUCGCGGCUCAUGGAGGCCGGCCGGGCGACGCCGACACGGCGUAUGUGCCAGUCCAGCUGUCUCAGCUGUAUAUUUCGAGUGACAUCCUCGGAGAGACCUGCGCAGUCGUUGCCCGGGGAGAAAGACGGGGGAUCCGCGCUGCGUACCUUGACUUACAAAUUCUGGCUCCGAAUGGCGACGUAAUGCUCCGCGCUAAUAACCUCCGUUGCAUCAGCUACUCCUCUGAGGCCAAGAUCCUGAACCGGAACUUCAGCAGCCCAUACACGCGUCUGGUGUGGAAGCCUGCAAUUCACGCUAUGAGCAAUCACCAGGCUCGUGCACUUUAUCCCCCACCAAAAGAGAAUGUGGACAAGUCAGCCAAAUGGGGCAUCACGAACAAGCUCGCUUACUUCGUGGUGUAUAGCAUAUAUGAGCGUUUUGGUAGGCAGCAAGACGGGCCGAGACCCUCUGGUGAUGUGGGCCACUUUUUCUCGUGGAUCCAGAGGAAGGGACAGUAUGAUCACUCCCCCUUGAUGGAGGAGGCCCGGCAGCUUGCCAGCCAGGGACGGCUCCUGGAGGAGAUGGGAAAGCUGGUCAGCCAGGCCCCCGAUGUGUUGGAAGUGAAGAUUGCCAAGCUUCUCCAUCAUAACAUGGGCGACGUUCUGUACGAACGCAGAACCGGCGUCGAUAUCAUCAUCGCCGAGGAAUUGCUCACGCCGCUCUACCAAUCGGGUCUGCUCAUGACUGGCAUUUACCCGCAGCUCUAUCAUGUUCUGGACGGAAUUGCUCAUUCUGACCCCAACCUCCGCGUGCUAGAGAUCGGCGGCGGUACCGGCGGUGCGACACGCAUCGCCAUGCAGGCGUUUAACGGUCCCAACGGGAUCAAAGCCUACCGGGACUAUACAUUUACCGAUGUUUCCGCGGGCUUCCUGUCGUCAGCUCGUGAGUUGUUGUCUGAGUUCCGUGACAUGAACUUUUCCGUGUUUGACGCGGAGGUUGAUCCUGUCGAACAGGGGUAUGAACUUGAAGUGUACGACCUGGUCAUCGCUUGCCAGGUUCUUCACGCCACCUUCAACAUGCACAAAACCCUGACCAAUUGCCGCAAGCUACUCAGACCUGAAGGUAGACUUGUUCUCGUGGAAACGAACCAGAACUUUAUCGUCCCCGGUGUCGUCGUUGGCACCUUUACUGGGUACUGGGCUGGUAUCCCGGAUGGCCGGGUGGAUGCUCCGUUCCAGAGUCUGGAUGCUUGGGACUCGUCCCUGCGCAAGGCUGGUUUCUCGGGGCUUGAUAUCGUGCUGGACGAUUUCCCUGCGCCACAUAACACUACCUCUGUCAUUGUUUCCACUUACACCCCGGAGUUCAAACGACCUAAACAGGACCACAUUCAUGUGCUCUAUAGCACCGAGACCAGCCCGGCGCUUGUUGAACACAUCUGCGAGGAAUUCGAACAACAGGAGGUAGUAGCUAAAUUCGGUCCACUUGACUCGGCUCUGGACAGCGUUGGAAGCGAAUCCCGCGUGGUUGUGCUUCUUGAUGAGAAGCACCUUCUGGUCGAUGCGAGUGAUGGUGACCUGGCCAUCUUCCAGCACCUUUCCCGGAAUGCGGCCAGCCUGGUAAUUCUUACGAGCUGCGGGGUGACCAAAGGACGCUAUCCCGAUGGUGCUAUCAUCCCCGGCCUCCUCCGGGUCCUUCAAACAGAGAAUCCCGUCGGCCAAUACAUAUCAAUCGACAUGGACGCCGACAAUUUUACGGUGGGAGAUGGCGAAGCGAGCGAACUUGCUCGCUGCGUUGUUGACCAGCUAUUCGCAUCUCAGAACAGCAUUCCAGUAGACGACGAGGGCCUCCAUGCAAAAGACCGUGAGUUCGUCUGGCAAGACGGCUGUCUGUGGGUCAGUCGCCAUGUACCUGAUGCAGGCUUCCACUCGCAACACGGCAUCGAUAGUCGAAACAUGAAGCCUCAGAUGCUGCCGCUGAAGAGCUACAGUGCCGUCCGGGCUACAUUCGAGACCCCGGGGGUGUUCAAUUCCCUGUGUUUCAAAGCCUACGAGGAGCUCUUGCAGCCCUUACCUGCUGACUUUAUCGACGUUGAAGUGGCAGCGGUGGGCUUGAACGCUACCGACCUGGACCACUGGGCGGGCCGCGUCGAUUCCAACAGUCUCUCCUCUGAAUAUGCAGGUGUCGUCACGGCGGUUGGCGCCAAUGUCGCCCAUCUGAAGGUUGGAGACCGCGUGUAUGGUCUCGGAAAGGGCCAUUUUGGCAACUACACACGCGUGCCAGCUUGUCUGUCUAGCAAGCUGGACGCCGCGGACGAUAUGGUCCAGAUGGCCUCCAUGCCCGUGGCCUACAUGACCGCCAUUUUCGCCCUGGACCACGUCGCACAUGUCAGGAAGGGGCAAAGCGUCCUCAUCCAAUCCCCCACUACCGACGUUGCCCUCGCAUCAAUGCGUCUGGCAAAAGCAAAAGGGGCAGUAGUUGUGGCCAUGGUCGAGACGUCUGAGGAAGCCCGCUUUCUCGAGACCGAAAUCGCCAUGCCAGCCUCUAAUGUGUGCGCCGGAUUCACAACGGCCUGUCUCCAGAAAGCUGCCGAAGUGGCUCCCCAGCGCGGGUUCGAUAUAAUCUUGAGCACCGUGCACGGCGAGUUUCUGCGGUCGUCUCUCCAGAUCCUACGGCCCCUGGGCCACCUCAUCGACAUUGGUCGGGGUGACGCGCAAAACACGCAGGCCGUCGGAAUGGACCUGCCUCGCAAGAACGCGACUUAUUCCUCCGUCGACGCGUCCGCCAUCCUGGACUCUGAUCUACUGCUGGCUGGGGAGCUCAUGCGGUCCGUCGAUGAAUACUACCGCCAGGGACUCAUCGGGCCGACGGAAAGGAUCACUACAACAAACGUUGCGCAGGUGUCCCAGGUCCUCGAUAGCUUCUCCAGCGUGAUCGGCAAGGUCGUGGUGACCUUUACGACUCCAGACACUCUCGUCAGGAUGGUUCCCGCCGCCCCAACCGCCUCUUUCGACCCCGAGGCGUGCUAUAUCAUCACCGGGGCCUUGGGCGGGCUGGGCCAGUCGCUGGUGCGAUGGAUGGGAGACCGCGGCGCAAGACACCUGGCCCUUCUUUCGAGACGCGACAUCCACACCGUGCCAGAAGCCCAGAAACUGGCCCACUCGCUCGCCAGUCGCAACAUCCACGUCGAAUCGUUCGUGUGCGACGUGACCGACAUGAACGCAGUAACGCACACCAUCCAGAAGAUCGCUUCUGUCCGUCCCGUCCGGGGCAUCGUGCACGCAGCCGUGUCGUACCUAGACCUGACCUUCGACAAGCUCACCUCGUCGCGAUGGAACGCCGGCCUCUCCGCCAAAGUCCAGGGCACCAAGAACCUGCACGCGGCCACGCUCUCCAUGCCGCUGGACUUCUUCGUCAUGACGACCUCGGCCCUGUCGAUGUACGCAUUCGCCACGCAGGGCGCGUACACCGCCGCCAACAAUUUCCAAGAUGCGUUCGCCCGCUACCGUCGCCGACUCGGCCUGCCCGCGUCGACCGCCUCGUUCAGCCUCAUCCACGAGGUCACCGGCGUCGGCACCGACUCCGUAACGGUGGACCUAUUCGAGCGCAAUAAGACCCUGACGCUCGGCGAGUGCCAGUUCCUCGCCCUGCUUGGGCCCGCCUUCCUGGACAACAAGACAGACGUCCGCGCAGGCGCAGGCGCAGGCGCCGAGCAAUGGACCGGUCAGCGCGCUGACCCGCUCUCCGCUGCGAACCUGCACACGUACCUGGACCCGGCCGCCAUGAUGGCCAGGAAGCAGGCGGACGGCGACGCGGCCUCGUCCACCAUCCCGCAGUGGUACAGCGAUGCGCGGGUCUCGCUCAUGAUGCGCGCGUUUGCCGACGCCCAGCGCGACGCGGCUUCUCUGUCCGGCGCUGCGGAUGAAGGAUCCAAGAAGACGGUCGCGGCUGUACGCCGCGAAUUUGACGCGGCUGUCCGGACUGGCGCGGCCACGAGAGCAGACACGGUGGCGUUCGUGCAGGGCGCGAUUGCGACGGCCGUGGCGGAGAUGCUUUUUGUCGAUGUACAGGCGAUCGACCCAGCCAAGUCGGUGGCGGAUCUCGGCGUCGACAGUUUGAUCGCGGCCGAGUUGCGCAACUGGUUCCUCCAGGCGCUGGCGACGACGAUCAGCAUGUUGGACCUUCUGGACCCAGGUGUGAGCAUCAGGUCUCGGGCGGAGAGUAUCACCGAGAAGGCGCUGGCUGCGGUGGCUUAA